Molecule: messenger RNA, 702 nt
Organism: Alternaria arborescens
Lineage: Eukaryota; Fungi; Ascomycota; Dothideomycetes; Pleosporales; Pleosporaceae
Exons: 1
Coding region: 1-702 (233 amino acids)
Source: RefSeq, a predicted model, not a curated record
AUGACUGCUUUUACCGCACUCAACAGCCCUAAAGGCCGCGCCCGCGAUAAUGAGCGUAAAUCUCACCUUGCCGCCGCACCCAACAUCAAGCCAGUGUCAAUUUCACCUUCCGUCUCGCUCAAGUCUUCUCCCACCAAGUCGCAACACAGCCCUACCGCGCCUGAAAGUCCGCCGUCCAAUGCAAUUGGCAGACUCGCCGACUUGCUCUCCCGCUCACCUCGCCCUCACUCCUCUGCGCCCGCGCCGCCAAGCGCUAUAUCCACUCAGACUGCCGCAGUCACUGAGCCGCUUGCUGAGUCCGUGCCUGACGACGGUGAUGUCGAGAUGUCGAACUCCAGUUCAGCUUCACCAACUGGUGUCCGUCACCCGUCUGAGGCCCCUUCAGAAACCGUUCCGCCCGCUUCGCGCAUAUUACAAGAUACUGAGACGACGGCUGAAGAUGAGCUGAUUGCCUCUCAAAUGCUCGACGAUGAUGAGCGCGCUGAGCUGGAUGAAACCGGCUCAGUUGCUCAGACAUCUGAGAGCAUCCCUCAGUCCAUCGCUGAGUCUGAGAAUGAGGGUGCUGUCGAGCAUGAGUACGCUGACUCUCUGCUUGAUGCCUAUGAUGAGGUCUGGCCUGAUGCCGGCAAAGCCAAACCCAUCUCCCCCACUAAACAUGUGGUCCCCGGCGGGCUUGGGCGCAUUAGUAUCCCUCUCUACUAG